GGAUUCACUCGGUGCCUUCUGGGAGCGAAAGGUUUAAAGGGAACGGGUUUUGUUUUCGCUGCACUACUUUAUGUAUAUCUCCGACCAUGAUUUUAAACGCAUUUAGAGUGCUAUUAACUUUGCAUGCAGUUCUCACCACCACUAGAUGUUUUUGUGUUAAUGUGAAUUUAUGAGAAUAAUUUUGGAACCAGAUGUCGAUUUCAGCGAUUGAUCAUCAUGCGAGUUUUCGCAGGGUCUAUAUCUUGCCUGCAGAGCGGUGCUGCGUCCCUUCUCUCCUUUCCUGUGUUGGCCGCCAUCUUGAAUUUUAAUGUUAAUUUUCUGGAAAUUUUUGUUUCCUCUGGAUUUUUUUAGACGGGAUUUAAUGGCUAUUCCGGCCCUCUAGGACGGACCAUCCACACCUCAGGAGACAGGUAAAAGGAAAAUACCUGGAUUUAUUGAUCCCACUCUACUGGGCUUCUUUAAGACGGAGACUAAAUGCUACUAGCUCAGGCGAAUUUUUGGUAUGAAGUGGUUGGGAGACUCCAAGAACAUGGUAGUAAAUGGCAGGAGACAUGGAAGCAGGUUCUCCAGUGAGCAUAAUCAAAAUCAAUCUAGGCUGCAACAUUCCCCAAGGGCACACAUAAGACACAGCAAAAGCUCCCCAAGCAGCAGACGAUGUAGUAAACGUUUUAGUGGGGUAAGCCUUGAAGCAGAAAGGCGAUACGUACCUUCCUCUGGAAUGACCGCCAAAGAGCUGUGUGAAAAUGAUGAUCUUGCAACCAGUUUGAUUCUUGAUCCCUAUUUAGGUUUCCAGACCCAUAAAAUGAACACCAGAUUCCGACCUAUUAAAGGAAGACAAGAAGAACUGAAGGAGGUGAUAGAAUACUUUAAAAAGCAUGAUAGCUUGGAGAAAGCUUUCAGAGCUUUGACUGCAGGAGAUUGGGCCCGACACUACUUCCUCCAUAAGACUAAGAUCCAGGAAAAGUUAUUCAAAGAACAUGUAUUCAUUUAUUUACGAAUGUUUGCCGCUGAUAGUGGGUUUGAAAUUUUGCCCUGCAAUCGGUAUUCAUCUGAGCAAAAUGGAGCUAAAAUUGUUGCAACAAAAGAGUGGAAGCGGAAUGACAAGAUCGAGUUUCUGGUCGGCUGUAUCGCAGAGCUGUCGGAGAGCGAAGAGAACAUGCUGCUCAGACAUGGAGAAAAUGACUUCAGUGUCAUGUAUUCCACAAGGAAGAACUGUGCUCAGUUGUGGCUUGGUCCCGCUGCAUUUAUCAACCAUGACUGCCGACCAGACUGCAAGUUUGUUUCAACUGGACGUGAUACAGCAUGUGUGAAGGUUCUACGAGAUAUUGAACCUGGUGAAGAAAUUUCUUGUUACUAUGGGGAUGGCUUCUUUGGUGAAAACAAUGAAUUCUGUGAAUGCCACACUUGUGAAAGGCGUGGCACAGGUGCUUUUAAAUCAAAAGUUGGACUGCCAGUCCCUGCUCCUAUAAUCAAUAGCAAGUAUGGACUGAGAGAAACAGACAAACGCUUGAACAGGCUAAAGAAGUUAAGGGAAAGCAGCAAAAACUCGGACAACCAGUCUGUCAGCUCCCAUACUGAUGCAGAUAACACUCAGGAAAACCCACACACAUCUUCAAAUAAAAAAACAGCAGGUGUGAAAAAGUUCAGCAAAAGCAGGACACUGACAAGACAGUCAUUAUCAAGAACUUCUACCUCAUCUUCAAAACAAAGUCAUAUUAGUAAUUCCAGGGCACCAAAGAGACUAAAAAACAAGCCCACAAAGCCUUCACACUCUAAACUGAGGUUAAGAAGUCAAAGGCAAAGGCCAGAGCAAAAGAGUUCCUCAAGGAAUCUUGACAUGGGGAGCUUGGUUCUUAAGGAGCCCAAGGUUGUUCUUUAUAAAAACUUACCAGUAAAAAAUGAGACAGAAACAGGGGGACCAGUCAGAGUGGAGGGGGAAAGUGGAUGCUUGACAAGGCAUGCUGCAAAAGAAAACAAACACCAUUGUAUAAAAGGUGCUACUGUAUAUGAUGGGACUUUAUCUUGCACUUAUAGUACAAGGAGGUCUACAAGAACUAGGAUGACUUCUAAGACGACCUCUGACCUUAAGCUUGAACCAAAUAUAUUGGACAGUCACAGUGACCAUAACGUGGUAAUAAAAAGUGAGCCAACGGACUUCGAGGAACAUAUGUGUAUGACGCAGGGAAUUCAAUUGAACGACUCUUUGCCUAAACUGGAGAAUAACUUCCAGAGAAACGGAGCGUGCUUACGCAGGAGGAGUCUGCAAGUAAAACAAGAGAGAACAAUUAAAUUAGAAGAGACAGAUUCAUUCAGUGAUGCUUUUUUUCAGGAAGGUGUACAUCAGUUAAUGAGCCCAUCAUGUGCAAGUGACAUUGGUGAUUGUGGGAAAAUGCUGUUGAACAUCCCUGAUAGGCAUCAGGAAUGCAAAGGGGCAUCCAAUGGGGGAACAUUAAUCACUGUGGACAAGAGCAAAGAUGGCUGCCGAACAGUUGGAAAAGGUAAAAAGAAACGAAGAAUCACGCGAUACGACGCACAGCUGAUCCUUGAGAACAGUUCAGGGAUUCCUAAACUUACACUGCGCAGACGCCGUGAUAGCAGCAGCAGUAAAACGAAUGAACCGGAAACUGAAUUGGUGAAUUCUUCAAAGAUCAGCAUCAAAUUUAGCAAAGAUCACGAAAAAGAUAAAAACAAUUCAUAUGUAGCAAAGCUUAAUAAUGGUUUUAACACAGGAUCAAGCAGUAAUCCGACAAAACUUAAAAUCCAGUUAAAACGGGAAGACGACGAUAGAGGGGUGAACCAGUUGCAUUCAGAGGACGUGAGGAAGAAUAGCAUUUCUUUAGGUGAAAGCGGUGAAAUGUACGAUCAUGUAGAAGACGGGACAGAAGAAGCAGAUGAUGAAUCUUCAUCUGAAGAUGAAGAGGAGGAAGAUUACUAUGAUGAGGAAUUUGAUGAUGAUUUUAUUCCUCUUCCUCCAGCUAAAAGGCUUAGACUUAUUGUUGGAAAAGAUUCUAUAGACAUUGACAUUUCCUCUAGAAGGAGAGAAGACCAGUCAUUGAGGCUCAAUGCAUAAGCUGAAGGUCUUAGCCUGACCUUAAUGUACAUAAGUUAACUUUCCAAUCAACUGUUUCUUGAUUUAAAAAAAAAAGAAAAAUUAAAAGACUUUUCUGUAAAUUUUAGUGAUGGCACUUCUUCAUUGUUUAUUCAUUACCGACGUUGAUAUUGUAGAAAGUGUACAGUAUAAUAACUCUUCCUAUGUCUGAUCUGUUCAUAUUUUUAUUGUACUUUUUAAUAGCCUUAUGUGCAAUUCUGUAAAGAGCCUGUGCUGUGUUGUAGAAUAAAGGCUAAAA
Acipenser ruthenus (sterlet) is the source of this 3347-nucleotide messenger RNA. Its product is annotated as histone-lysine N-methyltransferase KMT5B-B-like. Gene Ontology annotation, molecular function: protein binding; histone H4K20 methyltransferase activity. The coding region runs from base 503 to 3070 and encodes 855 amino acids. Gene Ontology annotation, cellular component: nucleus. The transcript is spliced from 10 exons. The record is from RefSeq and is a predicted model, not a curated record. Lineage: Eukaryota; Metazoa; Chordata; Actinopteri; Acipenseriformes; Acipenseridae.